Closterium sp. NIES-67 is the source of this 1875-nucleotide messenger RNA. The record is from the annotation of a GenBank genome assembly. NCBI's taxonomy places the organism in Eukaryota, Viridiplantae, Streptophyta, Zygnematophyceae, Desmidiales, Closteriaceae.
GGAUGAAGCUGUGAGAGAGGCUGUGAGGGUGAAUCUGCAGGUGGCUCUCAAGUGGCAAGCGCGGGCGGAGGAGGGAAGACGGAAGGUUGAGAGGAAGAGGCAGGAGAGGGAGGAGAGAGAGAGGCUGAAGGCUGAGAGGGCGGCCAGGAAGGAGGCGAAGGAGGUUCAGAAGCAGCAGAGGCUGGAACGGCGGGCGCAGAAGGAACAAGAGAGGAAGGAAAGGGCGGCUAAGUGUGAAGAAAAGAAGGUGCAAAAAGAGCAGAAGAGGUGUGAGCGAGAACUGCUGCUUCAGAGAAGCAAGGAGCAGCAGAAGGUUCAGCUCCUGGCUGAUUUUCGUACUUGUGGUGCCAUGGAUAUCGCUCCUGCUGCCCCCGCUGCUGCUGCAGAAGCUGCAGCCUUGGGUGCUGCUCCGAAGGCCGCACUGAUGGAUCUGAAUGAGAUGUGCGAUGAUGAGGGAGAUCUUUCUUCUUUGGGGGCAGUGACUGCUGAGGCAGCUGUGAGCGGUGCGGAGAAGCCCCGGGAUAAGGGCGCGGCGUUGAGACCAACAGAGGAGCGAAGUGCAGAGCUGGAAAUCAAGAAAGAAGCAGGGACGAUAGUUGGGGGGGUCAAGGAGGAGGUCUCUGGAACAGGUUCAGCAUCGCAGAGCAAGGAAUACCAGUCCUUUGCACACAAUGUUGCUGCGUCUGGAUUUUCCUGGGAAGUGUUCAAGCUACCACGGCCUGUCACGCUCCCCUCAAAUGGUGCCACGCUUCCCUCUGCUGCUGUGAUCAUGCCUUCUUUCGGCUCGGGUCAAACCUUCCAGCAGCAGCAACCACAGCAGCAGCAGUUGCAACAGCAACCACAGCAGCAGCAGGCACAGCAGCAGCAGCAGUGGCACCUGGGCCAACAACCGCAGCAGCAGCAGCAGCAUCAGGUGUUUAGACCCAGCCAAGAUAUGGGUGGGAUGCAGCAGUUAAGUCAUGCAGGGUCUGGGGCAGAAAAGAGGAAGUGGGAGGCCAACGGGGUCUCGGGCAGGUUAAAUGUUACCACCGGCGCCUACCACAUGGCAGCUGCUUGCAGGAAUGGCAUGAGGGAAGCCGCACCUGAGGCUGCUUGGAAGACACGUGCAUCUUCCGCAGCAGCUAACCCAGCACAAAGCAACCCAGCACUGAACAAGUCAGCACCAGCUAGCCCAGCACCAGCCAACCCAGCACCGGCCUACCCAGCACCGGCCUACCCCUCAUCAUCUGGUGCCAGCAUGACGCCGAAACGCAGAGUAUUGCUGGACCUGGAAAUGCCAGCCUGUGAGCUCUCCGAAACGGGGAGUGGGGGAAACAUGCCUCUGGGAGCGAGCACUCCCUGUGGAGGUAACAAUCCUGGUGGAGGUAACACGCCUUAUGGAGGGGCGAUGCCUGGUGGGAUGAAUGCUCCUUAUGGAGGGAGCACGUUUCCGGGGGGGGACAGUCACAGUUUUUACGGAGGUGGUAGUGCAGCCCUGGGGCAUGCAGCACUGGGGCAGGAGGCUGGACAAAGGGCACAGCAACCAGAGAUCACCUCGGAUCAGGCUGCUGAGCAUGUGGUGAAUGCAUUUCACGUGGUGCCUCGCAAUGCCGGAGGCAGGGAUGCAGGGUCGGACCGAAACUGCCUUCCUGACCUCAAUGAUUGGCUGACUGCCUCCUGACUGACAGCAUGGUAGCUGGCGGCGAAACGUAUGGAUGAGCAACUGCUCCAUGCUGCUGCUUAGGGAAGGUUGACCGAGCAUUCCUAGAUCAAUAGGUUUGAUCUUGUAAUUAGGGCCCCCAGUCAGUCACCUACCUACCAGGUUCAAGAUGUGAUGGAAAAAUCUUGCAAGAUGGUUGGUUGACCUUCUGCAGUACCAGUAAUUCAGGCAAGGAU